CUUUUAUAACGUUUUGCCGCUUGGGGGUUGAAGUUAUGAGUUUUCAAAACUUCCAUCCAAAAUCAACAUACAUGUUUGUUUUUUAAUGAUUGUGGAAAUUGUAUCCUGUUUCUGAACAAAUUGAAGUGUACUUACACAUUGGUUCAACUAUAUUCAAUGCUCAAAUACAGUCCAAUAAUCACAUAAUGGCUGGUAAGGCGUUAAAGUGGAAAGUAGUGGCAGAUACAACUGGACCUCAUCCUCGUCCAAGACAUGGACAUCGUGCAAUUAUUAUUAAAGACUUAAUGGUUGUUUUGGGGGCGGAAAUGAAGGAAUUGUUGAUGAGCUUCAUGUUUUUAAUACAGCAACAAAUCAAUGGUUUAUUCCCGUUACUAAAGGUGAUGUACCUCCAGGAUGUGCUGCUUUUGGUUUUGUAGUGGAUGGAACCAAAUUACUAGUUUUUGGGGGAAUGGUGGAGUAUGGAAAAUAUAGUAAUGAACUUUAUGAGUUACAGGCUGCAAAAUGGGAAUGGAAGAAGCUUAAGCCAAAGGAACCAAAAUUUGGCACUCUCCCCUGUCCAAGAUUAGGACAUAGUUUUACUGUAGUUAAUUCAAAAGUGUAUCUCUUUGGAGGAUUAGCAAAUGAUAGUACAGAUCCCAAAAACAAUAUUCCAAGAUAUUUGAAUGAUCUUUUUACAUUAGAUAUUAAAAGUAACCCUAUGCAAUGGAAUAUUCCCCAAACAAAUGGACCAGCUCCCACUCCAAGAGAAUCUCAUACUGCUGUAGCAUAUGUGGAUAAAAACCAGAACUCUUUUUUAAUUAUAUAUGGAGGUAUGAGUGGGUGCAGGUUAGGUGAUUUGUGGUUUCUGGAAACAGAGACAAUGACUUGGGUGAAACCCCAAGUUUCAGGAAUUACACCUCUACCUAGAUCUCUGCAUACUUCCACAUUAAUUGGCCAUAAAAUGUUUGUUUUUGGGGGAUGGGUUCCUUCAACUCUUUCUAAAGAUAUAAACGCCAUUGAAACAGCAUGGAAGUGUACAAAUACUUUGGCAUGUCUCAACUUAGAAACAAUGAGCUGGGAUGAAAUAAAUAUCCAACAAGCUGUUCUACCUUGUGCCAGAGCAGGCCACUGUGCAGUGGGAAUUAGUACAAGGUUGUAUGUUUGGUCUGGUCGAGAUGGAUAUAGAAAAGCUUGGAAAAAUCAGGUGUGCUGCAAAGAUUUGUGGUAUUUAGAUGUAGAUAAACCUCCUGCUCCUAGUCGUGUAUCUUUAGUUAAAGCAGGAACACAUACCCUUGAAGUCAAUUGGACGGGAGCACUAUCUGUGCAGACAUACAUCUUACAGAUACAAAAAUAUGAUUUACCUCCACCUGCUGCAUCGAAAAUUCCAGCUACCACUGCACCAGUAAUUCCAGCGUUGGCAGCUGUACCAAAGGCAAGUGCUCCAGUUCAAACCAGUUCACUUCAGCCGGCACCAACUAUUAAAACAACUACAAGUACUAACCAGGUUCAUUCACCUAAAAUUAUUUCACCCAUUGCUGCAAGAGGACCAGUCAAGAUUCAAGGUACUGCAGGAACUAUUAUCAGAGAAGGCAGUCCUCAAGUAGCAGGCAAACAAUUAAUAAUGAAACAAGGAGGCAAUAUUAUUCAAAAGGGAGGAGCUCCACAGCAAGUUGUAACUUUUGUCAAAACUAGUACAGGCAUGACGUUAGCGACACUACCAAAAGGAAGCAACAUGGUUCAGGCAAAACCAAAUGUUUUACCUCAAUCUCCCAAAAAUACCAUUGUAAAAAUUAUACCAACUACGGCAGCCAAUAAAGUUCAAACAUCUAUAAAAACGAUUCCAUACCAUUUAGAUAAGGCAACUGGGAAAUUAGUUCCUCUGAAAACUAUGGGACAGAUUCCUACAAUCGGUAAUCAACAAGUUCUAGUUGUAAAUUCAAAUGCCGGUUUGAAAAAUAUACAAACAUUAACCAAUGCACAAUCUGUAAAUUUAAGCAAUGUAAAAACUACUUCUGUAAAUAACCAACCAGUCGUAACUACCACAUCUUUAACAAAUCUACAAGGCGUUAAAAUUGCUGGCAAACCUAUUACCAUAUCAAUGCCUAUGCAAGUUGUUGGAUCUCCUAAGACUAUGACUUUGUCAAAAAAUACAAAACAGGUAAUGAUCGGAGGGAAACCAGUUACUGUACAGAUGGCGACAGGUACUAACAAAACACUGACCCUGGUGCAACCUAAUCAGUCUGCUGCAGUAGGCAAGAUUGUCCGGCUACCAAUUAGUUCAACAAUAAAUCACUCUACCAACAGCGGGGAUCAACCAAAAUUAAUGGUAAUUUCUCGUCCCAAACAACCAAAUGCAAAUAUAGCUUCGACUUCCUUUGAUAGUCCAGCCACAACAGAUGCAGCCCUUGCUGCCAUAGCUGCAGAAGCUGGUCUGAUAGAUCCUGCACCUGAGAAAGGAGGCAUGGGAAAAUUAGAUGGAUCUGAGGAAAAUACUACACAAACCGUAGUUCUUUCGCAGGGCAGCAGUACAUCCAAUGUUGCUGUUCCGAUGCAAGUUGCAACAGGACUCUUAGGAUCUGGUUCUAUUAUGCAGCAACUUGGAUUGAAAGGAGGUACUAGAUUACAGAGACCACCUAAAAGUUUUAGGUAUCGUUUAGGAUUGUAUGGAGGUGGGGUGGAUGAUGUAGAUGAAGAAAUGAAACCUUCAACUACAACAGCUGAAGCUGAUUCUACGCAAGCUACCGUUAAUGAAAUUGCGCCCGCUUCUUCAAAUGCUGAAAUUGUAAAAAUGGACUGGGAGUCAGAUUCAACACCUAAACAAUCUGAAGAAAGCUUAAGCGGUGAGGUAAAAUCAGACUCGGAAACAAAAUCGGAAGCUGAAGCAAAACCAGAUGAAAUUAAAAAAAUUGAGGCCGAAUCGGAAGCUGAUGUAGGAACAGACAUUGACAUGAGAUUAGAAGCUGAAGAACAAUCAGACAGCAAAGACAACUUGGAAGCUGAGACAAGUGAAAACAAAUUAGAACUCGAAGAAAGAUUGGAAAGUGAAAACAAUGUGGAAGCUGAUAAAAAACUAGAAAACGAACCAGUUAAUUUGGAAGCUGAAGUAAAAUCUGAACAGUCUAGUCAGAUCGAAUCAAGUAUCACAAAAUCUCCAGAAGAAAAUGAGACGAAGUCGGAGGUAGAUAUGGAGACUGAAGUUAAAAAAGAAGAUUUAGGCGAAUGCACUUCCAGUGACUCAGUGAGAAUGGAAACAGACGUUAAAAAAGAACCAUCAGUUGAUCCAGAUUAUCACAAUUACAGUCAAAAUAACAAAAUUUUAAAAACAGAUGAAAUGGCUACUGAAGUGAAAAAAGGAAUUCUUGCCCCUGACGAUGAUCCUUUAGCAGCAUUAGCUUCUGCUGCUUUGGCUGAAAAUAAUGCCCAUGAUCCUGAAGUGCCUCUUAAAGACACGUGGUAUACUGUUGGUUUCAUUCGAGGAAAUAGUUGUGAUGUAAAGAGUUAUUUUUUGUUAAAUGAAGACACUGCUGAUCUGACCUUGGACACUUUGCCUUCUACUGUAAAUUACCCCGCAGGCUUUAAUCUCGAACCGGGUACUGCAUACAAGUUCAGAGUGGCAGCUAUCAAUUCAUUAGGUCGAAGUGAUUGGAGUGAGGUAUCAGCAUUUAAAACUUGUCUACCAGGCUUCCCAGGUGCACCUUCUGCAAUCAAAAUAACCAAAUCGGUAGAAGGGGCAAAUUUAUCUUGGGAACCUCCUAGUGCCAACCAAGGUGAAAUAUUAGAAUAUUCUGUUUAUUUGGCUGUGAAAGCAAAGGAUAAAGUUAAUACCAACGCUGGUCAACUGGCCUUUGUACGAGUUUAUUGCGGCCCGAAUAAUAAGUGUGUUGUAAGUAAUACCUCCUUGUCUGCUGCCCAUCUAGACACAACGACGAAAGCAGCAAUAAUAUUCCGUAUUGCUGCUAAAAAUGAAAAAGGUUACGGACCCGCUACCCAGGUUAGGUGGCUGCAAGAUGCAUCAUCCAAAUCAAAGCGUCUUGCAGAUUCCUCUCCAGUAGCUGUUAAGAAAGUAUGAUAAAGAAGAAAUGUAAAAAUAUACGACGGUGUGUGAAUGUGGUAAAACUAUAAUAAAUAUUGAAUAUUUGGACGUUGCGUGUUUGGAUUUGCAAUUGAAAAGUACCUCUUUUCGAGUAUAAACUGCUUGACGUUUUGCAUCUUCAAAAACUUGAAUGGAAUUCUAAGGUAUCAUCUCCAAAAGCGAAUUGACACCUUUGUUCCCUGGAUGCUGUCUGUCCCUUCUAUGUCGAUCGUUAUGAAGCUAAUUGGAUUAUUGUAUAUUUUCUGAGGAUAUCUAGUAUUUUUUCUAAACUCGCCAGGGAAAAGCUGGACAGAUGUUAAACGAAGUCACCGGAUAGGUCAACUUCACUGAAUCGUUGACUAAUUCCGGCAUUACUGAAGACCUUAAAACUGCAGCAUUGAAGGAGACAGAAUCCGUCAAAGCAGCAUCGACAAUGUCAAGGAAAUCGAUAACAGUAUCGAUACCCAAGUCAUUAUCAUCCUCGCAACUCCUGCAGAAAGAGAAUUUAAAGCCGCAGAAGCACCGUCGUAGUCAAAAUAAAUUUAAAAACUUUACAGCUACCAGUAUAGUUGUUCCAGAUAGUUAAAAUUAUCGAUUUGCGUAUAUUUAAAUGCGUUUGCUAUUUAAGUUCAACCUGAAUUUAG
This is a messenger RNA of Diabrotica balteata, 4695 nucleotides long. The record is from the annotation of a GenBank genome assembly. NCBI's taxonomy places the organism in Eukaryota, Metazoa, Arthropoda, Insecta, Coleoptera, Chrysomelidae.